Molecule: messenger RNA, 549 nt
Organism: Penicillium diatomitis
Lineage: Eukaryota; Fungi; Ascomycota; Eurotiomycetes; Eurotiales; Aspergillaceae
Exons: 1
Coding region: 1-549 (182 amino acids)
Source: RefSeq, a predicted model, not a curated record
AUGCACAAAAACAUCAUCGCAUGCCCGGAGCUCUUGAACCAGAUGGAGUCCUUUGAAAGCUUUUGCCAGGUUCGAAAAUACCACGUCGAUCUAUUACUCUACUGGUCCAAGCUGAUCGCCUACAGGGUCAACAUUCGAUCUGAUGAAGGAGACUUUGACAUUCUAGCCAAACUUUCCGAUCUAGCGCUCUAUCUCAAUCAAGCCGCAGACACACAGCCGUCUACUGGUAUCAUACACCUCGAGCCCAGUCAAAGAAUGACAGACCGAGUGCUCCGUGAAAGAUCCAAAUACAUCUUUUUGGCAGACCAGAUGUUGGAAAUGGUUCGCUUCCUGACGGCAAAUCCGGAUAUGAUUCAGUUGUCGGAUCUGCUCAAGAUGUAUGCUCUUCAGCUGGGACGAUUGAGGUGUCUUGAUGGGCACUUUUUGGACGAUGAGUAUGCAGCAGGUAUGGACCGGAUGGCGGAAGAGCUCUCUCCCCGGUGGACGGAGAAUGUAGGUCAUUGGCAUUAUGUGGCAUGGACAAAGCUGCAAUCGGGAAUGAAACCAUGA